Molecule: messenger RNA, 1838 nt
Organism: Miniopterus natalensis
Lineage: Eukaryota; Metazoa; Chordata; Mammalia; Chiroptera; Miniopteridae
Biological process (GO): regulation of cytokine production; regulation of immune system process; negative regulation of transcription by RNA polymerase II
Cellular component (GO): nucleoplasm
Molecular function (GO): RNA polymerase II cis-regulatory region sequence-specific DNA binding; DNA-binding transcription repressor activity, RNA polymerase II-specific
Source: RefSeq, a predicted model, not a curated record
GAAGGACUCGGGGAGACCCAGGAAACCCAGAAAUGGAGUCAUUCGUCCUUGAAGAUGUGGCUGUAACGUUCACCCUGGAGGAGUGGGCUUUACUAAAUCCUUCACAGAAGAAACUCUACAGAGAUGUAAUGUGGGAGACCUCCAGGAACCUGGCUUCAAUAGGUAAAAAAUGGGAAGAUCAUGACACUGAAGAUCAGAACAAAAGCCAGGAGAGAAAGCAAAGAAUUCUUAUGUUAAGGAAAAUCUGUGAAAGGAAAAAGGUUAGUCAAUGGGGAGAAAAUAUCAGCCUUAGUCCAGAUCUCAGCCUGAACAAGCAAUCUCUUCCUGGAGUAAAACCAUAUGAACACAGAGUGUGUGGGGAAGUCUUCACGGAUCCUUCAUCCCAUAAUAGUCACACCAGAUGUCACACUGGACACAAGCCCUCUGAGUAUCAGAAAUAUAGACAGAAGCCAUAUAAAUGUAACAUAUGUAGGCAAGUCUUUAGUUCCCUUCGGUGUAUUGAAAAACAUGAAAGGACUCACAAUGAAGAGAAAACCUAUAAAUGUAAGAAAUGUGGAAAAGCCUUUAUGGAACUCAACUUGUUUCAAAGACACAUGAUCGCACAUACUGCAGAUGGUCCUCGUAAAUGUAAGGUGCAUGGGAAAACCUUUUGUCCUUCAGCUUCUCCUCAGACCUGUGAGAGAACCCACCCUGGAGAGAAACCCUAUCAUUGCAAACACUGUGGAAAAGCCCUCAGAAAUUACCGAAGUUUUCAAAGACAUGAAAGAAGUCACACUGAAGAGAAACGCUAUGCGUGUAAGUUAUGUGGAAAGGCCUUCAGAUAUCACAGUUCCUUAGAACCACACAAAUGGACUCACACAGCAGAAAAACCCUAUGAAUGUAAGGAGUGUGGAAGAGCAUUCAAACAAUACAGUGCCUUACAAAUACAUAGAGAGACUCACACAGGACGGAAAUCUUAUGAAUGUAAGCAUUGUGGUAAAGCCUACAGUUACCUCAGCUCCCUGCGAGUACACAUGAAAAUGCACACUGGAAAUGUUCCUUAUCAGUGUAAGGAAUGUGGAAAAGCAUUCGCUCGCCUCAGUUGGUAUCAAAGACACGAAAGGACUCACACUGGAGAGAAACCCUAUGAAUGUAAACGAUGUGGAAAAGCCUACAGAGAUUAUAGUUCCUUACAAGUCCAUGAAAGAAAUCAUACUGGAGUGAGGCCGUUUAAAUGCAAGGAAUGUAAAAAAGCCUUCACUUGUAACAAAAUCCUUCAGUUCCAUUUGAGAGUGCACACAGAGAAACCAUACAAAUGUGAAGAAUGUGGGAAAGCCUGUAUCGAUCACUUCUUUUCAAAGGGCAUAGGAGGACUCACCGAAUAGAAUCUAGUAAAUGUAAGUAAAUGUGUGAGAAAGACUUCAGUUUGCCCACAUCUUUACAUGUCGAAACUCCCACUGAAAUAAAUAAAAAUGUAAAUAUAAAUAAUCUGAUAAGACUCGAUUAAUUUAUGUAUGCUGUUCCAGAAAACUUUGAACAUUAGAGUUGUUUUUAAAAUUGUAAAUUGUGUUUACCAAGUUUAUGUUAUGGGAAUAUGGAUUUCUAUUACAGUUGUCCCUUGAUUAAUGUGGAUUAGGGCUGUCAACUGCCCACAUAGUCAAAAAUCUUUGUAGAACUUAAACCAUUCCUCCAUGUGGUUUCCCAACCAUGAAGGGAAACUACGUAGAGCUUAUCCUUUAAAAACAAGGGUUUGAGCUGUUGCUUAUAAGUGAACACAUGCAGUUCAAAUCUCUCUUGUUGCCCUGGCCUGUGUGGCUCAGUGGUGAGUGUUAGCCCGUGGACGUAAGGGUCUGGGUUGG